AUGACCACCUGCUGGCUUGGUAUUUUAGACAUCAACGCAUUGAGUUCAUCAUGGAAGGGGUCCUUACUGUUGUCCUCAGCGGUUUCCGUAGAUGCCUAUCGCGCAGCCACCUACUUUGCUCUCAUCAGCAUCGCCGCAGUAUAUGGUGUAAUUUUCGAUGCUGAUGACGGGCCGAUCUCUCAUGCGUGUUUCCUGCAUUGCAACAAAGGGCACACAGAGAUAGGGGCACUUGCAGAGGCCUGGACAAGGCGGCAGUUGAUCUCUGAGGUUAUGGGCUUUGGCGAUGUGCUGGACGACAGCACUUUCGCAAUGUAUGGGAAUCUUUCGCCAUAUAACAGUGCAAGUUAUAUAGCUCCCCGCAACAUCAACAGCAGAUUGGGCGAGGGCACCACUACCACCAGGACUGUCAAGCUCUGGUUCGCUCGCUUCGCAAGCGAAAACACCGACUUCGAAGAGAAGCCCCGGUCGGGACGCCCUCACACUGUCGGCUCCGCCAUUCUUGACGCUGUUAAAGAGAAUCCGGAGAUCAACACCCGCGGUCUUGCGGGCCCUCGACUACAGAAAAGUGCUGGCUCUAUGGAUCCUUCACAGCUCAAUUCUUGA
Messenger RNA from Necator americanus (New World hookworm), 603 nucleotides. RefSeq lists its product as uncharacterized. NCBI's taxonomy places the organism in Eukaryota, Metazoa, Nematoda, Chromadorea, Rhabditida, Ancylostomatidae. The transcript has 4 exons. The record is from RefSeq and is a predicted model, not a curated record. Bases 1 to 603 code for a protein of 200 amino acids.